CUUGCUGCCAUGUGAUCCUCUGCUGGGUUUAAAAGCUUAGGACCCAAAGAGAAGGACACAGUACACAUUUCCCUACUUGCUCCUAGUAAGUGUGCAGGUGCUGCAUCCUUAAACAUGUCAGACACCGAAGAGGCCACAUAUGAGGACAAUACAGAGGAAAAUGGGGGAGGUACAGAGGACUCAAAGCCCAGGAUAAAAUCUACAUUUGUGCCUGGCUUGGCUCCUCCUAAGAUCCCAGAAGGUGAAAAAGUGGACUUUGAUGACAUUCAUAGGAAGCGUAUGGAAAAGGACCUGACUGAGCUGCACACGCUGAUUGAAGCUCACUUUGAGAAGCGUAAGAAGGAAGAGGAAGAGCUGAUUGUGCUCACAGAUCGCAUUGAAAAACGCAGGUCUGAGAGAGCUGAGCAGAUGAAGAUCAGAGCCGAGAGAGAACGAGAACGGCAGGCCAAACUAGCUGAAGAGAAAGCAAGAAAAGAGGAAGAGGAAGCUAAGAAGAAAGCAGACGAUGAUGCAAGGAAGAAGAUGAUUUUGUCCAAUCUGAGUUUCACCGGAUACAAGCAAACACAGCCUGGAACUAAAAGACAAACAGAAAGAGAAAAGAAGAGGAAGAUCCUAAAUGAUCGCCGCAAGGAGCUGAACAUUGAUCACUUGAAGGAGGAGAAACUGAGAGAGAAAGCAAAGGAAAUGUGGGACUGGAUGCGGCAGCUUGAGGCAGAGAAAUUUGACCUUCAAUUUAAGUACACAAAGCAGAAGUAUGAGAUCACAGUGCUCAGGAAUCGGGUGAGCGAUCAUCAGAAAAUCUCAAAAGGCACCCGGAGCAAGCGAGGCCUGAGGAAGUAACACCUGCUGCAAAGUCUGCCAACCUUGGUUAUUCUUACAGAAAGUCCCAUUGAACUGAUAAUUAUGUUUAAGAUUCGAACAAGUCAGAUCCAAUUCACAUUUCUGAAGACAUAAACUAAUAUAUUGUUUAAUGUGCUUACUUGGAAAUAGUGAACUGAAAAUGUUUAAACCAAGCAGCUGCUUGGUGACAAGUGAUUAUUGAAGUCUAUAAACAAACUUGUGGGAUGAAUAAAAGCACAAAUUUAUUGUAAUUUAUUAAACAAAUAAA
This is a messenger RNA of Xiphophorus hellerii (green swordtail), 1108 nucleotides long. RefSeq names its product troponin T, cardiac muscle isoforms-like. The coding region runs from base 115 to 840 and encodes 241 amino acids. NCBI's taxonomy places the organism in Eukaryota, Metazoa, Chordata, Actinopteri, Cyprinodontiformes, Poeciliidae. Gene Ontology annotation, cellular component: troponin complex. Gene Ontology annotation, molecular function: tropomyosin binding; troponin I binding; troponin C binding. Gene Ontology annotation, biological process: regulation of muscle contraction; cardiac muscle contraction; sarcomere organization. The transcript has 12 exons. The record is from RefSeq and is a predicted model, not a curated record.